Molecule: messenger RNA, 6078 nt
Organism: Bubalus bubalis (water buffalo)
Lineage: Eukaryota; Metazoa; Chordata; Mammalia; Artiodactyla; Bovidae
Gene: ITGA1
Product: integrin subunit alpha 1
Exons: 29
Coding region: 663-4202 (1179 amino acids)
Biological process (GO): cell-matrix adhesion; cell-cell adhesion; cell adhesion mediated by integrin
Cellular component (GO): external side of plasma membrane; integrin complex
Molecular function (GO): integrin binding
Source: RefSeq, a predicted model, not a curated record
UGCAAAAGGGCUGGACAGCGAAGUUCAAGUGCCCACAGGAAAGGCGCGCGGCAACCAAAUUCGCUCACUUUCACAGACCGACUGAUCUCUUCUGCGCAAUCGGACCUCAGGAAAGCCGCCCCCCUCCCCUUACUGGCCGAGGAGCGCCGGCACUUGGAAAGCGCCUGGGUGCCCAGACCCCGGGAGAAGCGAGGGGUGCGAAGGCGGAGCCACUGGGCUAACGACACCCCCUCAAGGUCCGGCCCUCGCCCGCGUUCCUACCACCUUAGGGAGUUGGCGCCGGGAGCGGGAUCACCCUCUCAAUGAAAGGCAGAUGUCCCUUUAAGGUUUGCUUCGCAGCUCGUGGACUUUAGCCUAAACAAGGACCCGCGAAGCUGGCUUUAUUUGUCCAUGUCUCAGACAGAGCCUGGGAGGCUGCCAGUGGGAUUUCAGAGCACGAAGAGGGGGGGCGAUGUGGCAAUUCUGCGAGGCGAGUAGCGUGAACCGAACUUAGAGGCACUGGUGGAAAACACAGGAAAUCGCCCCGCGGCUCCCCGGGCGCCGGGGCCGACCGGUCAGCGACUGAGACCCCCGGCGGCGAGCAACGCGGGUCCUGCGCGCGGUUCCGCCGAGUCCUCGCCUCCGAUCCCGCGCGUCCCCUGGGCACUGCGCCCACUCCAGUCAUGGACCCCCGGCGCCGCGCCAGCCCAGGGGUCGCUGUCGCCUACUGCUGGCUCCUCUCCGUUGUUCUACACUUCUGUGUGUCAUUCAAUGUUGAUGUGAAAAACUCAAUGACUUUCAGCGGCCCAGUGGAGGACAUGUUUGGAUAUACUGUCCAACAAUAUGAAAACGAAGAAGGAAAAUGGGUGCUUAUUGGGUCUCCUUUAGUUGGCCAACCCAAGAACAGAACUGGAGAUGUCUAUAAGUGUCCAGUUGGGCGAAGUGAAUCAUUACCUUGCAUAAAGUUGGAUCUCCCAGUUAAUACAUCAAUUCCCAAUGUCACGGAAGUAAAGGAGAACAUGACAUUUGGAUCAACUUUAGUCACCAACCCAAAAGGAGGGUUUCUGGCAUGUGGGCCCUUGUAUGCCUAUCGAUGUGGACAUUUGCAUUACACAACUGGAAUCUGUUCUGAUGUCAGCCCCACAUUUCAAGUCGUGAACUCCAUUGCCCCUGUACAAGAAUGUAGCACUCAGCUAGACAUAGUCAUCGUGCUGGAUGGUUCUAACAGCAUUUACCCCUGGGAAAGUGUUACAGCUUUUUUAAAUGAUCUUCUUAAAAGAAUGGAUAUUGGUCCUAAACAGACACAGGUUGGAAUUGUACAGUAUGGAGAAAAUGUAACUCAUGAGUUCAACCUCAAUAAGUACUCAUCAACAGAAGAGGUGCUUGUUGCAGCGAAAAAAAUAGUCCAGAGAGGUGGCCGGCAGACCAUGACAGCCCUUGGAAUAGACACAGCAAGGAAAGAGGCUUUCACUGAAGCCCGGGGUGCCCGAAGAGGGGUUAAAAAAGUCAUGGUAAUUGUGACGGAUGGAGAAUCCCAUGACAACCACCGGCUGAAUGAGGUCAUCCAGGACUGUAAGAAUGAAAGCAUUCAGCGGUUUUCCAUAGCUAUUCUUGGCAGCUAUAACCGAGGAAAUUUGAGCACUGAAAAAUUUGUGGAGGAAAUAAAAUCAAUAGCAAGUGAACCCACUGAAAAGCAUUUCUUCAAUGUCUCUGAUGAAUUGGCACUAGUCACUAUUGUUGAAGCUCUGGGAGAAAGAAUCUUUGCCCUGGAAGCUACAGUGGACCAAUCGGCAGCAUCUUUUGAGAUGGAAAUGUCUCAGACCGGCUUCAGUGCUCAUUAUUCACAGGACUGGAUCAUGCUUGGAGCAGUAGGAGCCUAUGAUUGGAAUGGAACAGUUGUCAUGCAGAAGGCUGAUCAAAGCGUAAUUCCCCAGAACACAACCUUUAAUGUUGAGUCCACAAAGAAGAAUGAACCUCUUGCUUCUUAUUUAGGUUACACAGUAAGCUCUGCCACUACUCCUGGAGAUGUGCUCUACAUUGCUGGACAGCCGAGGUACAAUCACACAGGCCAGGUUGUCAUCUACAGGAUGGAGGGCAGAGACAUCAGGAUUCUCCAGACACUCAAUGGAGAACAGAUUGGUUCCUACUUUGGAAGUGUUUUAACAACAAUUGACAUUGAUAAAGAUUCUAAUACUGACAUUCUUCUAGUCGGGGCUCCCAUGUUCAUGGGAAGAGAGAAGGAGGAACAAGGAAAAGUGUAUGUCUACGCUCUGAAUCAGACAAGGUUUGAAUAUCAAAUGAGCCUGGAACCCAUUAAGCAGACUUGUUGUUCAUCUCUGAAGCACAACUCAUGCGCAAAGGAAAACAAAAACGAGCCAUGUGGGGCUCGUUUUGGAACAGCUAUUGCUGCUGUGAAAGAUCUCAACCUUGAUGGAUUUAAUGACAUCGUGAUUGGAGCGCCCCUGGAAGAUGAUCACGGAGGAGCUGUGUACAUUUAUCACGGAAGUGGCAAGACUAUACGGGAGGAGUAUGCACAACGUAUUCCGUCAGGGGGAGAUGGCGAGACACUGAAAUUUUUUGGCCAGUCUAUUCACGGAGAAAUGGAUUUAAAUGGUGAUGGUCUGACUGAUGUCACUAUUGGGGGCCUUGGUGGUGCUGCCCUCUUCUGGUCUCGAGAUGUGGCUGUCGUUAAAGUGACCAUGAAUUUUGAACCCAAUAAAGUGAAUAUUCAAAAGAAAAACUGCCGUGUGGAGGGAAAGGAAACGGUGUGUAUAAAUGCCACGGUGUGUUUCAAUGUGAAAUUGAAGUCCAAAGAAAACAUGGUUUAUGAAGCUGAUAUGCAGUACCGUGUCACAUUAGAUUCUCUAAGACAGAUAUCACGGAGUUUUUUCUCUGGAACUCAAGAGAGGAAGAUUCAAAGAAACAUCACAGUUCGAGAGUCAGAAUGCACUAAGCAUUCCUUCUACAUGUUGGACAAGCAUGACUUUCGGGACUCUGUGAGAAUAACUUUGGAUUUUAAUCUUACCGAUCCAGAAAAUGGGCCUGUUCUUGAUGAUUCUCUACCAAAUUCAGUACAUGAAUAUAUUCCCUUUGCCAAAGAUUGUGGAAACAAGGAAAAAUGUGUCUCAGACCUUGCCUUGGAUGUAUCCACCACAGAAAAGGGCCUGCUUAUUGUCAAGUCCCACAAUGAUAAGUUCAAUGUUAGCCUCACGGUCAAAAAUAAAAAGGACAGUGCCUAUAACACCAGAACCAUAGUGAAUUAUUCUCCAAAUCUAAUUUUUUCAGGAAUUGAGGCUAUCCAAAAAGACAGUUGUGAAUCCAAUCAUAAUAUCACAUGUAAAGUUGGCUAUCCUUUCCUAAGAAAAGGAGAGAUGGUAACAUUCAAAAUAUUAUUUCAGUUUAACACAUCUUAUCUCAUGGAAAAUGUGAUCCUUCAUUUAAGUGCAACAAGUGACAGUGAAGAGCCGCCUGAAACCCUUUUUGAUAAUGAAGUGAACAUUUCUAUCCCUGUAAAGUAUGAAGUUGGACUACAGUUUUUCAGCUCUGCAAGUGAAUACCAUAUUUCAAUUGCGGCCAAUGAGACUGUCCCUGAAGUCAUUAAUUCUACUGAGGACCUUGGAAAUGAAAUUGAUAUCUUCUACUUGAUUAGAAAAAGUGGGCAUUUUCCAAUGCCAGAACUUAAACUGUCAAUUUCAUUUCCCAAUGUGACAUCAGAUGGUUUUCCUGUACUGUACCCAAGUGGAUGGUCAUCUUCCGAGAACGUCAACUGCAUACCCAGUAAUCUUCAGGAUCCUUUUGGUAUCAACACUGGGAAGAAAAUGAUGAUAUCUAAAUCUGAAGAUAUCAAACGAGGCACCAUUCUGGACUGCAGUGCGUGUGAAUUGGCCACCAUCACGUGUAACCUGAUUCCGUCUGACAUGAGCCAAGUGAAUGUUUCACUUAUCUUAUGGAAACCAACUUUUAUAAAAGCACAUUUUUCCAGCUUAAAUCUUACUGUAAGGGCAGAACUUCAGAGUGAAAAUGCAUCACUAGUUUUAAGUGCUGGCAAUCAAAAAAGAGAGCUUGCUAUCCAAAUAUCCAAAGAUGGGCUACCAGGCAGAGUGCCACUAUGGGUUAUCCUGCUGAGUGCUUUUGCUGGAUUAUUGCUAUUAACGUUGCUCAUAUUAGCACUGUGGAAGAUUGGAUUCUUCAAAAGACCACUAAAGAAGAAAAUGGAGAAAUGAAAUAUUUGGAAGAGAAGAAAUAAUUAUUCAAUAAUCCUCAGGUUUGCCUCAAAUAUGUGACAAGAAAUUAAUAAACACAAUCAAAGACAUAGUCACAUAACUUUAUGUAAUCCAUCAGGGAUUAGUCACUUAGAAAAUAACAGAUCAAGCAAGAUCCAAAAACAGUACCGUAAAGAUAUAUUUUAUAAAAUGUUGAAAAAUAUUUUAAAAUAAUUACUCAUUUUUGUUGAGUAAGCAAAAUUACAAAGUGUUUUGAAGAUGAAAAAUAACCUGUACAAAUAUGUUUAUAUAUUAAAUUACCAAAGUAUUUAAGGAAUACAGAAAAAGAUUUUUAUGAUCAUUGAAAUAUUUACUUUCAAAAUAGUAUAAAUUAAGCUUUUUCCAUUGAUUCCUGAUGGAUAUCCACAUUCAGCAUGAUAGUCAACAUAUGUAAAUGCAAAGAAAGGAAUUUUACCUGAAAAAGAUCACUUCCCCACAUUUAAAUGAGAAAAAUUUUCCUAUAUACAGUAUAGACUGAAAAUAGAAUCAAAUCACAGAGAAUACAGUCAGCAUCUUUAUGUUGGGUUCUGUACUUGGAAAAUUUUCUUUCCAAAGUGUUUGUAAAAUAGUACAAUUGAGCUGAAAUUUUAUCUAGGAGAGAAAAUCAAGAAACACUUGUUGAAAAGCAAGUGCACUGAAUGGAUUAAUUUAAGCUUUUAUAGAACACAGUUUUGAUAUUGAACUCUGAAACUCAAAACCCUUUUAUACUAAAAAUAACAGCAGUUUUAUGUGACAUAGCACUGAUUUGCCAUGAAAACUCAUGUGUGCAGUAUAUGCAAAAAUGAUUUAUGAUAAUGUUGAUGGAUGCUGCAGAAAUGCUGGUCAUCUUUGCUGGGCAGCUUUUGAACAUGAAGGGUCCCAGGAUGUAACCCAAAGUAAGAGUUGAUUCAACUCUUUGGUACAUGGUUCAUUCAAACCCUCAAGCUGUGAGAGUAUGUUUAUUUUUAAUCUUUGUAAAGGUAUUUAAUUUUCCAAACACAAUGCUUUUUAUGAAAAGACAGUAUUUCAUUUCAGUAUUGCAUUUUACCAACAAGCCACUGCUUUUUGAGUGUGGCAUAUCAAUAUUUAAAUAUAUCUCCAGAAAUGCAUUUUAAAGACUUUCAAGUUUGAAACCUCACACCAACAGAAAGACAUCACACUUUUGUAUGAGCUUCUUUGUUCUUGAAGUAAUCAUUAUGGUGCAUCGGACUCUACUGUAGCAUAAGUUCCUAGGUUGCUCCAUUUCUUGAAAAAAACAACAAAAACAACAACAAAUGAAUGAAUGUAUGUGUGAACUACUGCUGUAAAAUUGGCUGCUACUUCUGCAGCAACUCCAUCUCUCUACCUGAUUAACUGUCACAAGAUCAGAAUCCAUACUCAUCUAGAAAAUCCUGGGCUCUACUUUUCUCAUAAAGCAGCAAAUCAAUGGAAAAUAAUCAAAUGCCACGGAUUUCUUUUUUAAAAACUAAUUUCCAGGGAAUUAUCUGUGGACUCAGAGGCAGCCGACCCCAUGGCUCUCUACAUCUGCAUCUAAAAUCCUGAUGGUCAAAGACAAGCACCUGGGGAGUGCUGAGGACAUCAGUGGCUAAAAGAAAGGCUGUCUCUCCAGAGAUUUCGUAUCCUCUUGCUGGCCUGUCAUUUGUUCAGAAAUGUCCUGUAUUAGAAUUUUCUUCAUUCCCACCAUCUGUCUCCAAGUUCGAAAAUCAUUCUUUCCACCUGUCUUUUGUCUGCUCAACAAAGCAUCUCUCAUAUUUGGAGUCAUCACGGUGCACACCUCCAGUGCCCAGCCUGCUUAGCAGCUCUGUUCCAAGCUCAGCACAUUCUUAGAAAUAAAUCUGAUAGAUAAAAUUUUUUUUAA